Molecule: messenger RNA, 2349 nt
Organism: Exophiala oligosperma
Lineage: Eukaryota; Fungi; Ascomycota; Eurotiomycetes; Chaetothyriales; Herpotrichiellaceae
Exons: 5
Coding region: 1-2349 (782 amino acids)
Source: RefSeq, a predicted model, not a curated record
AUGGACAGUCCCUUCAUUCUCCACGAUAAACCUCUAUUGCGCAUUCCAUAUAUCCCGGGUCCAUAUCGGUAUGAUGGACCCGACAUAACAAGGCCAUUUGGAGAAUUUCCAAGGCGAGCUGGCUUCUGUGGCUCUCGAAACGACAUUGACGAGGAACUCUUGAGAUCUAAGUCUGACGAAGAGCUCUCAUCCCUAGCCCAGGCAUGGCUUUUCUUCGGACUAUUCUCAGAGUUCACCUUGCUGGACGAUGCUAGCCCCUAUAUCGGACGACAAUCGGUAUUGGGAGCUUUUGUCAAACGCGUAUUUGAAUUGUUGGAGGAACCAUCUCCCGGAUUCUGGACUCGGAAUCUCACUCGAAGCAAAUUUUUCAGCACCAGAUGGCUCUUUUUGCAUGCUUUAUCUGCUUCGGCGUACAAUAAAUGGCUUUCGACGUUAAAGGAUUAUCCGACAGAGCGUGGCAAGCGCCAAGAACCACGUAUGAGCGAUUUCCUUCUACUUCGCCUCUUCGAACAGCAUAACUGGUGCCCGUCACAGGCUAGGCGCAUCCUAUAUCUCCACAAUCUACCCACUGCAAAUUACUUUGCUAGCGUUAAUCGACGACCCCUGCAACGUAUCGAUCACUCUCGCUGCCGCGAUUCACCAAAGUGUGUCGCCCACAACGUCUCGUUAGCCCCAACUACGCAACCAGCGACUUCGGCAUCGGAUGCUGCAAACGGAAGAAAUAUAGAACAAUACCGGACAGCACAUGUGACGGCGGACUGUUCUUGCAGGAAGAUGGUAAAGGUCGAGCGGGAGAAGAUCAUCAAGAUCAUUAGAGCGGGUGGUAUUCCAUUGGUCUGCAUGACGUUUGGCUCCACCGCCUUAAGGAUUGUGGAAGCUCGUCCAUGGACUAAAAACGUGUUUGGAGGUCUGACGUUCAGAGGUUUGGCAACGGCCCUCGGACGCUCGGAUUUACUCUCGAUAGUCUAUCCACGCCGUCAAUACCUUUGGCUUGAUACACUGUGUAUUCCGAUUGUUACUAGCAAUGACCAGGAGGAAGAACGCAUCAAGAACAAGGCGAUUAAACACAUGGCCGCAAUUUACGCUGGAGCCGAAACUGUGAUUGUAUUGGACGCUGAGCUGCAGCAGUCGUCAAUUCAGCCCGCAUUGUUGCCGUCACAAGAGCGCGAGGCUCUUGCUGCAAAGAUUUAUUCCUCGGCUUGGAUGGAGAGAUCAUGGACGUUACAGGAGGGUGCCCUAGCUCGAGAACUUUCAUUUCAGCUCGAAUCUCAAGUUUUCCGUCUAGGGUUUGAUGGCCUACUCGACGAGGAAGCGCCAAGUUGGCAGCAUCCUCUUGACAAUUUCGUUUGGUCUCGAGCUGUGUACGGCAUGACUUUUGAAAACGACGGCGCAACAGAAUCGGAGUUGCAUGCCAGCAGACUUCGUUUACCUAUUAAACGAGAGGCCGCGAUUGUGUGUUGGAGAUUGUCACAGUUCGUGGAGACAUGGAAUAGCCUGAUCCAGCGCGAGACGAGUCAGAAGAAGGAUUUAUAUCAGAUUGUUGCAAAUAUGCUCGAUCUCAGUCCCCAUAAAGUACAAUCUCAUAUCCCAGACAUGUCUCACGCAGUCACUACAACCACUCCUCCCCAACAAGCUCGAUACUUACCUCUCAUCGUUCGAAACUGUCAGGUCCUUCCGAUCUCACUGCUAUUCAACUCCGGACCACGUAUACUCGAUCCUGAACGCCCUCAAAACAGUUGGCUACCGACCGAAACCAGCGAACAUGGCAUCAUGGGCGAUCAGCUUUCGGCCUGCGCUGGAUUGUCGUGGAGAUCCAAUGGUUUGUUCCUGGAUAAGGCAACUGUACACCGAGAGAGCUUGGUGGCUUACGUGUUCUUGGAAAGGCAAGAAAGAGCGCCAAGAUUCAGGAUCAUUGAUCAGGACGGGGGCUCCGAGACCACUUGGGUUGUGACCGUGAACGAGUCGAUGGAGCCAGGAACGGACUCUGCACACUCAUCCACGGAGGCCUGCAUCGCAACGGAGCGUGCGGCUGCGCGACUAUAUAACGAAGGGUUUGGCACUUGUAUACUGGCAGAGAGGUUUCCCGAAGGCGUUAGUCACGACCAAAGCAAAGCCCUCCUAGGAGCGCGCUUUAGCAUCAGAGAAAGAACUGGUUCUCUGCUGACAUUGCGAUUCGACAAACCCUUGCUUCUGCUGCUGAACAAAGACUCCUCCACUGAGACAAAUAUCCCUGUUGUCAAGGCUGAAUCUUCGUUAAACGAUUUUGACUUCCUGGUCGAGUAUGCAUCUUCGCCACAUCACGAUAUCAAACUCCGUCACCGCCAAAUGCUUUCUGCUCGCAGUCCUUAG